Messenger RNA from Trematosphaeria pertusa, 2207 nucleotides. RefSeq names its product HET-domain-containing protein. Lineage: Eukaryota; Fungi; Ascomycota; Dothideomycetes; Pleosporales; Trematosphaeriaceae. The transcript has 2 exons. Bases 44 to 2080 code for a protein of 678 amino acids. The record is from RefSeq and is a predicted model, not a curated record.
CACCCUUCGAAUAGCCUACCUCCUCGUUCAAACGUCUAUACUAAUGCCCACGGCUUUCUUCCCAGAAUUUCCCCCUAGCAACAGCGGAGAUGACCCUCUCAACACCGAGUACAGCCGUGAGUACCUAGCCGCCCUCGAAGCCCGGGAUUUCAAACCCCUCUCUCCCUACUCCGACAACCAAGACGAUGGUCCGUACCUCAAUGCAGAGCCGCCCAUUCCUGAUUCAGACCUCGAGUACGAUCCCUUGCCCAGACCGCGAUGGAUAAGGGUGCUGAAGUUGGAUCCGGGAUACUGGUUCCUUAUCAUUCGCUGCUCUUUGAUUCACGUUUCGCUUGAUGACGAAAGGUUAAAUUACGAGGCACUUUCCUAUACGUGGGGCGAUCCUAAACGCAAAACCUUCAUCGUCUGCAACGGUACAUUGGUGCGUAUCCAGCAGAGUCUCUACGACGCGCUGCGGUUCUUCCGGCAUCCUAGGAGAGGGCGCCUCAUCUGGGCAGACGGUCUCUGUAUCAAUCAGGGCGAUCUCGAAGAGAAGAGUUACCAGGUCCAGCUCAUGCGCGACAUUUACUCGAGAGCGUCGCGCGUACUCGUCUCGUUGGGAGAUCCGGGUGAAGGCAAAAACUAUGAUUACGUCCGGAAUGCGGUAGAAUUAUCGUGUCGUAUCGUUGCUCAAGAGUACGGCGCGGUGGAGAAGGACACUGGUAGGCCAGCAAGCUACGUGGACUCGCUCUCGUACGUUGGCUGUGAGAGGCACCGGAGAAGGGGCCCCGUGACGUUGACCCCGGAUACCUUACGUCCGCUUGUCCCUCUCUUCUCUUGCCCAUGGUUCACUCGAAUCUGGGUUUAUCAGGAGGUAGCCCUUGCAUCAUCAGCGACCCUUUUCUGGGGUUCCUACGCCGUGGACUUCGACUGGGUCGCGCUGACCGCAGUCCGAUUAGAAGAGGACCUCCUCUCCACUUUUCACGAUCACAGCAUUGCCUUGCCCGGCCUCCGCAACUGCGCCAUGAUGCACCGCACCUCACGCGGCCAAACCGCACAUCUCUCCUUCUUCGACUUACUCCGUAACACCGACCACUUCAACGCCACGGACGCCCGUGACAAGGUGUAUGCGCUUAUUGGGCUCGCCACUAAGGAUGCGGAUCCUUCUGAAGGAGAGUUCUUCAUUGAACCGGAUUAUAAGCUGUCCGAGUAUGAGGUGUACGAGCGCGUCGCUAGGAAGUGUCUGCUGGAGCUCAGGAUUGCUGAUGUCCUUUGUAUGGUCGAACAUCCUGAUUCCGAGCCCAUUCUGCCUUGGCAAGCAUCCUGGGUUCCUGAUUUCUCGAGAAAGACGUUCGCUCAACCGUUUCCCCACGCUGUAUUUCGGGCCCAUGGCGACACUCAGCCCCAGAUACGCCCUGCAGACGACGCAAAAAGUACUGCUCUAUCCAUUUCCGGGAUCGAAGUCGAUGUCAUAGCAGAAGUCCUUAAUGCAUUGGAUCCAGACACAGUGGGCGAUGACACCGCCACUGCGGAGCGCCUCAAGCAACUGGUCCGCACCCUUCAAACAAAAACCGACUUCGAAACCAUCGCGCUCCUCCUCACGGCCGGCAUGGAUCUCGACCUGAAAGCCGCAGUGUCUGAUCUCGCCGCACGCAUAUCCGAACUUAUCUUUUUCCUAGCGUGUAAUCCCAGCGCCUUGGCUCCGGAAACACCAGUCGAACCUCCUUCCGACUCCGACAGUGAAUAUUCGGCUGAUAGGGAUGAUACAGUCGCCGCUGCUCCACCGCCCGAUGCUGUCAGUGGCCUUACUACUGACCUGGUCACAAUCGGGCGCCGCUUCUCAAGAGCGAGCUCGGUUUGUCUCCAGGCACGAUCAAUUUUCAUCACGAAGAAAGGGAUGUUGGGUCUUGGGCCCGAGGUUGUGCAGGUUGAGGAUGUCGUUGCGGUGUUGUUUGGGAGCGGGCUGCCGAUUCUGCUGCGGCCGAAGGGAGAGCAAUACCAAGUCUUCGGUGCGUGUUAUGUGCAUGGCAUCAUGGAAGGGCAGGUGGUCAGGGAAUGGGAAGAGAGCGGUGAGCCACGGAAGGAGUUUAUCCUUGUGUAAGCUUGGCAGCGAAAGCGUUGUAUAUGUGAGAAUGGGUUGCGGAAAUCUGAUGGGGGAGUUUUCAGCAUCAAAGGAGUGCUACGUUUAUUAUCCGGUUCACUCCAGCCUUACAAACAAGACAUACGAU